GUUCAAGUCUGCAGAGGAAAUUACACCGUUGGCGAGGUCACAGAGUAGCCAAGGGACUCUGUUUCUCAGUCAGCACUGGGAAUGAAAGUGGAAAAGGGAAGCAGGGGGACGUCACAACCUCCAAAAUCAGGGUGCCCAGCACGCUGAGGUUCUGGUAAGGGGUCUCUUCCAGACUGCAGACUUGCUUCCCGCUGCCUUCACACAGUGGAAAGCUGCACAAAGCUCUUGGGGUCCCUUUUAUGAAGGCUCUGUCCUCAUGACCUAGUCACCUCCGAAGCACCAACGCCUUGGGGUGAGGAUUUCACAUGGGAGUUAGGGUGCACAUUCAGUUUAACACGGCAGGGACGGGACCAGUGCUCUGAGGGUGUCUGGGUAGCUGCUGGUUCAUCCAGAAGUUUACUGGGUAAUACUCAGAAAUUCCACAAAUCAUUAAGGUCAUUACCUUGUUAAGCUCCCGAUAUGGAAUCGCGGCUAGCAGUGACCAAUUGGCGGUGUUAGCUAGGCACAUCUUGUGUGUUUUCUUCUUUUUUUAUGAGAUAGGGUCUCGCUCACUCGUUCAGGUUAGAGUGCAGUGGCGCGAUGUCCUGGGCUCGAGAUCCUCCCGCCUCAGCCUCAAAGCGUUGGGGCUACAGGCGCGCGUACGCCCGGCUCAUUUUAACAUUAUUAUUAAUUAUUUUUGAGACAGUCUUGCUUUGUCGCCCAGGCUGGAGUGCAGUGGCGCGAUCUCGGCUCACUGCAACCUCUGCCUCCCGGCUCAAGUGAUUCUCCUGUCUCAGCCUCCUGAGUAGCUGGGAUUACAGGUGUGCACCACCACACCCGGCUAUAUUUUAGUAGAGACGGGAUUUCACCAUGUUGGACAGGCUAGUCUCGAACUCCCGACCUCAAGCCAUCCGCCCGCCUCGGCCUCCCAAAUUGCUGGGAUUACAGGCGAGAGCCACCCCACCCGGCCCCGUUUUAACCAUUUUUUUUUUUUUUUUUUUGAGACGGAGUCUCGCUCUGUCGCCCAGGCUGGAGUGCAGUGGCGCAAUCACGGCUCACUGCAAGCUCCGCCUCCCGGGUUCACGCCAUUCUCCUGCCUCAGCCUCUCCGAGUAGCUGGGACUACAGGCGCCCGCCACCACGCCCGGCUAAUUUUUUGUAUUUUUUAGUAGAGACGGGGUUUCACCAUGGUCUCGAUCUCCUGACCUCGUGAUCCGCCCGCCUCGGCCUCCCAAAGUGCUGGGAUUACAAGCGUGAGCCACCGCGCCCGGCCCGUUUUAACCAUUUUUAAACGUCCAGCUCAGAAGCGUUCCCGCGCCGGGCCGGGUAGGCGCAGUGCGCAGGCGCCCAAAGGCGACGUGAAGGUGAUGCGCGGGAGCACAGAUCCGGGGCAGUGCGCUGCGCAGACGCGCGCGAAGCCGAGUGGGCGCUGGAGUGACGUCACGGCGCGCGACGCGGAGGCGGGGUCGGGCCUGGGUCUGACGGUAGUGGGUAGCGGGGCCCGGGUUGCGGGUUGCAGGUUGCAGGCCGCAGGCCCUAGGCAACUGCCUUCCCGGCGCCAUGUUCGGCUCCAGUCGCGGAGGCGUGCGCGGCGGGCAGGACCAGUUCAACUGGGAAGACGUGAAGACUGACAAGCAGCGAGAGAACUACCUGGGCAACUCGCUGAUGGCGCCCGUAGGCCGCUGGCAGAAGGGCCGCGACCUCACCUGGUACGCCAAGGGCCGGGCGCCGUGCGCGGGCCCGAGCCGCGAGGAGGAACUGGCAGCCGUGCGGGAGGCGGAGCGCGAGGCGCUGCUGGCCGCCCUUGGCUACAAGAACGUGAAGAAGCAGCCCACGGGCCUGAGCAAGGAGGACUUCGCGGAAGUCUGCAAGCGGGAAGGAGGCGACCCCGAGGAGAAGGGCGUGGACCGGCUGCUGGGGCUGGGGAGCGCCAGUGGCUCCGUGGGCCGCGUGGCGAUGUCCCGAGAGGACAAGGAGGCCGCCAAACUGGGGCUGUCUGUGUUCACGCAUCACCGCGUAGAGAGCGGCGGGUCCGGGACCUCGGCAGCCUCGGCCAGGAGGAAGCCGCGAGCGGAGGAUCAGACGGAAAGCAGUUGUGAGAGCCACAGGAAAAGCAAGAAGGAGAAGAAGAAAAAGAAAAAGAAGAAACACAAGAAAGAGAAGAAGAGGAAAGACAAAGAGCACAGGAGGCCAGCUGAGGCCACCUGCUCUCCCACAUCUCCCGAGAGGCCCAGGCACCACCACGACUCCGACUCCAACUCCCCCUGCUGUAAGAGGAGGAAGCGGGGACACAGUGGGGACAGGAGAAGCCCGUCUCGCAGGUGGCAUGACAGAGGCUCUGAGGCCUGAUGGCUGGACCCUGCUCACUGCUAUUGUGGGACCCUGAACUCUCCCUUCACCUUGCUUGCCUCCUGCCUCGGAAGCUCCUCGGGUGUGGGUGAAGCCUGAGGCUGCUCCUGUGGAAGUGGCUCUGGGCACCAGCCUGUGGGGCUAAAGACUUGACAGCUAGCUCUGGAGCAGCCAGCUUCCUGGAAAACCUUCAGGUUUCGCAUAGCAGGGAUGGCCCCUGGCUUGCCCUACGAAGGUGAACCUGCCCAGACGUACCAGUAGAGGCUGGACUCCCUCUGUGUCCUGCCCAUGGCUGUAGCAGCCAUGGGCCUAUGAGCGGUCUAACUGUGGCCAAGUAUGGUGGCCUCUAUUUUUCUUUAUAUUGACUCUUUGUAUUUCAAUAAAUAUAUUUUAAAAGGAA
Molecule: messenger RNA, 2727 nt
Organism: Symphalangus syndactylus (siamang)
Lineage: Eukaryota; Metazoa; Chordata; Mammalia; Primates; Hylobatidae
Gene: C19H1orf35
Product: chromosome 19 C1orf35 homolog
Source: RefSeq, a predicted model, not a curated record